Molecule: messenger RNA, 1416 nt
Organism: Exophiala dermatitidis NIH/UT8656
Lineage: Eukaryota; Fungi; Ascomycota; Eurotiomycetes; Chaetothyriales; Herpotrichiellaceae
Exons: 2
Coding region: 619-1053 (144 amino acids)
Source: RefSeq, a predicted model, not a curated record
GCUGCGGAAAAAGAGCAUCGGCCACGAAAUUGGUAGGUUCCAUUUUUACUCCAACGGCGCCGGACCCUGAAAGCGAGAGCGAAAGCGAAAGCGAUGAUUGUCGUGCUGCUCCCUCCCUCAGGCUUCGCGUGGGCUGAGAAACACCAAGACUUGCACUCUCUACACAUUCAACAAACCCUCUCUCGACCUCACCAGCCUUGCUAUUCCACGGUUUCAAUCCCUAUCUCUAUCCUCUCCUCUCUUCUCUUCUCCACCAGUCCUCUCGUCUUUACUUUUUCAAGUCUCCUACCGACUUAAGGCGUGGUGACCUAAUCUUGAACCUGACGCUACUCGCUACCACCGCGCCUCCUUUUCCCGCCUUCGCACGCAGUCUUUCGCUUCAACUUCCCGUCUGUCGCUCGUUACCAUCGACCACUGCACGCCCCGAGCACAUUUAUUGCACGCGAACCGAACCUCUCAACAAGCCACUACUCCCAGAACUUAUCAGACAAAGGCGCCUGGUCUGAUUCUCACUCUGAUUCUCGAUUGACCCUCGAGUUGGGACCGAGCCUCGUUCAUCGACACCCACCCCACCCCCCCAGCAAGUACCCUUGAAUAACCUCGUGCGCGCCCGUGUCCAUGCCCAUGCCGACUCUCGCCUUCGAAAUGCCCGAAUACGCCAAAGCCACACGGGAACAACGGGCGUCGGCGUCCUACCUGUCGUCCUUUGUGCGCUGGGUGCAGUUGAAAAAGUACCAAUACGAAGUCACCUUUUCGCUGUACAUGCUGACCCCGACCGAGAAGUGCAUCUUCAACCUGAUCCUCUUCAUCCUCGUCUCUCUCCUUGUCACGGCGGCAUUGUUCUACCUCCCGAACCAUCUCGCAGUCAUCUACAACCGCAUCUAUUACUACAUCAACGGCGAGUUCGCAUACACCAGCGCCGCUGCUGGGGCUGGGGCAAAGGCUGCGGCCGCAUCCGCAUCAUCAUACAUGACGGACGGACUGCUUAUGUCGUCGACAGCGUCGUCGGCGCUGGCCAGUCCUAGUGUCCGAGCCGUGUUGGGAGAACUAUGAUGAGAAAUAAAUACCCGAGCGUGGCGUUUUCGGUUGGACUGGUUCUGGUUCACGGGCUGUCUGUCCGUGGUGGUUGGUGGGAUCAAAACAAAAAAAAGAAGCAAGAACCCAGUUCUGCUAGCACCCGGAAUGAGUCGAGAUUUCUUGUAUUAGGCGCGCCAUGGUUUCGGUCCUCCAUCUUUUCUUCUGUUCAUAAAGGUGUUGUAAUACAAGUGGGCGCCGGUUGUUUUUGUAACCCUUCGGAUCCCACAAUCUAAAUAAAUGAGAAUCUGUUUUGUUUGCAGCCAUAGGUAGUAUUCCGCCCAAAACUCCGUCGCGAUGCAAGACCCUCUCCUCGAAACGUUGGUCUCGUCCAAGAAUGCG